AUGAGUUUCCUUGCAAAAACAUUUUCACAAGUUCUUACACGUUCAGCAACAACAACAACACUUCUAUUAAAACCAAGUCAUGCGACAUCAUUAGCUCUUCGUUUAGCAUCAACAGAACCAUCUAAACAAAGUGGUAAUCAAGAGCAAAAACAAUAUCAAUAUUUAUUAGUCGAUAUAAAAGGACAAAAUUCUAAUGUCGCACUGGUUCAACUCAAUCGACCAAAAGCAUUAAAUGCAUUGUGUGAUGGUCUAAUGACAGAAUUGAGUACAGUCUUAGAAUCACUUGAUAAAGAUGAUAAAAUUGGUUGUAUUGUUUUAACAGGCAGUACACGUGCAUUUGCUGCCGGUGCUGAUAUUAAAGAAAUGCAAAACAGGAAAUUAGCAGAAGUGAUUGGUUCAGGCUUUCUUGAUCAAUGGUCAGCGGUAACACGUAUUAAAAAACCAAUUAUUGCUGCUGUCAAUGGUUAUGCAUUAGGUGGUGGUUGUGAAUUAUCAAUGAUGUGUGAUAUUAUUUAUGCCGGAGAGACAGCUGAAUUUGGUCAACCAGAAAUUGUUAUUGGUACAAUUCCAGGUGCUGGUGGUACUCAACGUUUACCACGUUAUGUUGGAAAAUCAAAAGCAAUGGAAAUAGUAUUAACAGGCAAUCGAAUUAAUGCAAAAGAAGCCGAAAAAUUCGGUUUAGUUAGUGCUGUUUUUCCACCUGAUAGAGUUGUUGAUGAAGCAAUUAAAACAGCUGAGAAAAUUGCAAGUCAUUCAAGAAUUGUCGUACAAUUAGCUAAAGAAGCAGUCAAUGCUGCAUUUGAAACUACAUUGGCUGAAGGAAAUCGCUUGGAAAAACGUCUUUUUCAUACAACAUUUGGUUUAGAUGAUCGAAAAGAAGGCAUGACGGCAUUUUUAGAAAAACGUAAACCAAACUUUACUGGUCAAUAA
Messenger RNA from Rotaria sordida, 930 nucleotides. The record is from the annotation of a GenBank genome assembly. NCBI's taxonomy places the organism in Eukaryota, Metazoa, Rotifera, Eurotatoria, Philodinida, Philodinidae.